This is a messenger RNA of Poeciliopsis prolifica (blackstripe livebearer), 742 nucleotides long. RefSeq names its product SIVA1, apoptosis-inducing factor (gene siva1). The record is from RefSeq and is a predicted model, not a curated record. Lineage: Eukaryota; Metazoa; Chordata; Actinopteri; Cyprinodontiformes; Poeciliidae. Gene Ontology annotation, molecular function: CD27 receptor binding. Gene Ontology annotation, biological process: extrinsic apoptotic signaling pathway. Bases 70 to 576 code for a protein of 168 amino acids. The transcript is spliced from 4 exons.
CCGCAAUAAACAAGUCUGGGGGUGUUAGCCUAGCUAUACACAGGGAACUUUGCACAUUUACCAGCUAAAAUGCCCAAACGAGCUUACCCUUUUCCUGAAUCCUUCUCUUCCCAGUACAAAAUACACAUCGGGCAGCGAGAGAUAAACAACUUUGGAGUGUUUGGAAAUAAAUAUAGGCAAGAAAUAUACGAAAAGACAAAGAACCUGCUUUUCAAUGGUGCGAAAGCUGUAGUGGGGAAAAUAUGGACUGGAGAGGAGAAGUGCCCAGAUUCACAGUUCAAAGAACAACACACUGCAUGCAGUCAGACACUCCUGAGAGGACAGACACUUAUUGGGCAGGAUGGGAAACUCACAAGAGCAAAUACUGUACAAGGUGUGUCAGCGGCUCCCACAGGCUGCUGUGUUUGUCAUAAAAAUCAGGGUUCCAGGACGCUGUGUUCCCAGUGUGACAGACCGGCUUGUGCUACUUGUACCAGACAGUGUUCCAGCUGCUGCAGCCCGUGCUGCUCCGUCUGCACCAUCGUAGAUUACAGCGGACCAUAUGAUGAAGUGCUAUGCUGCAGCUGUUCAACAUAAGCAGGACCAACAUAAAGGAUCAGUUUGGGUACUUGAUCAUGUAAAGUUGCCCCCAUGAGAUUUUACAAAGAGGACUGUGUAAACUUGUUUUUAUGGUUGAAAUGUGUUCUUGUAAAUAUGUGUUUUAUUCUGAAAUAAACUUGAAUGUUUUUUUUUAUUAAAUCCA